AUGGCGGCCGCACGGUGGAUGCUCCGCUGGGUCGCGGCGGCGGCGGCCGCGGUGGCGGCGGCGCUGGCGCUGGACAACGGCCUGGCGCGGACACCGCCCAUGGGCUGGCUGCACUGGGAGCGCUUCCUCUGCGCCACCGACUGCGCCGCCGAGCCGCGCCGCUGCGUCAGCGAGCAGCUGUUCGUGGAGAUGGCUGACAGGAUGGCUGCCGAGGGCUGGAGGGACGCGGGCUACGAGUUCAUCUGCAUCGACGACUGCUGGAUGGCCCCGACGCGGGACAAGCAGGGCAGGCUGCAGGCGGACCCCAAGCGCUUCCCCGGGGGGAUCCGCAAGCUGGCCGACUAUGUCCACUCCAAGGGUCUGAAGCUGGGAAUCUACAGUGAUGUUGGAAACAAGACAUGUGCUGGCUUCCCUGGCAGCUACAACCACUAUGACCUGGAUGCCCAGACAUUUGCUUCCUGGGGUGUGGACCUGCUCAAGUUUGAUGGCUGCAAUUCUGAGUCACUGGAGCUACUGGCAGAAGGAUACAGGCGCAUGUCUGUGGCCCUGAACAGGACUGGAAGGAGCAUUGUGUACUCCUGUGAGUGGCCUUUCUACUUGAGGCCCGUGCAGCAGCCCAAUUACACAGAGAUCAAACAGUACUGCAAUCACUGGAGGAACUUCUAUGAUGUCUAUGACUCCUGGAGCAGCAUCAAGAGUAUCUUAGACUGGACAGCACUUCACCAGGACACCAUUGUGAAGAUAGCUGGGCCAGGGGGCUGGAAUGAUCCUGACAUGCUGGUGAUUGGAAACUUUGGGCUGAGCUGGGACCAGUCGGUGACUCAGAUGGCCAUGUGGGCCAUUAUGGCCGCUCCCCUCUUCAUGUCCAACGACCUGCGGCGCAUCAGCCCCGAGGCCAAGUGGCUGCUCCAGAACAAAGAGGUGAUUGCCAUCAACCAGGACCCCCUGGGCAAGCAGGGAUACCAGCUUUCCAAGGACAAGAACUUCCAGCUGUGGGAGCGGCCCCUGUCUGACCGAGCCUACGCUGUGGCAGUGCUGAACCAGCAGGAGAUUGGAGGGCCCCAGAAAUUCACCUUCUCCCUCACCUUCCUCGGCAAUGGGCUGGCCUGCAACCCAGCCUGCUCCAUCCGACAGGUGCUGCCAGCCAGCAGGGACUGUGGUGUGUACAGCUGGAUGUCCUCCCUGAGCGUGGAGGUGAACCCCACAGGCACUGUGCUGCUCAAAGUCCUGCCACUAUAGGCAGCACUAAGACAAUCUUCUCCUAAGCCUUAGGCUCUGUCUGAACUUGUGGCAGGAAAUUCAUCUCUUUCUUCCAAGCAGGUGCCUUUCUUCUCAGGCAUUCAUUAUCUGAACCUUCAGCUGAAUGUGACAAAUUGCCAUCACUCCAUCAUCGAGAGGUGACAGAGAAAGGGUGAACAGCAGAGCAGGGCCCCUUUCCCUGGCAUCACACCCAACUCCUCCUCCAAGGGGCUGGAAGGGCUCCAGCAGGGCCCCUUUCCCUGGCAUCUCACCCAACUCCUCCUCCAAGGGGCUGGAAGGGCUCCAGCAGGGCGGCAGCUCCUGUUUACACCCACUGCCACUACCGAGCAAGGAAAGGCAAGGGAUGCACAGGCAGCACCUUACAGCUGUCCUGGAGCAUUUUAGGGACAAUAGGGAAACACACCUUGGCCACCUUGCUCUCUUUUCCAGACCAGGACACACAGUCCAAGAAAAGCUGCUCCCAUCCCCACUAAGGAAACCAAACACUUGACUCAGAGCAUGGACAUGCACUUCCAUCUUCUGACAACUCAGGGACUGACACGAACCAUUGCACUUCUUAGCAACUUUCUUGACAGCUACUAUCAGGCCUUAGGACUCAAGUUGUUGAGGGUUUUCCCUCACUCCAGGAAUCUCUCACCAGUGGCUGUCACUUCCCUUUAGAUGACAACUCCCUCUCUACCCCUCAUAUGACCAAUGGAGUCCCCUUUCUCCAUGAAUCCUGCCUCCCAGAAAUCCCUGAGUGCUUGCUUCCCACUGCUGGCAGCAGCCUUUAGGUUGAAUAACAUGGGCUCUCCAGGACAGGAAAUGGAUAAUCACUUAAGCAACCAUCAUGUGCAAAUAUAUUAUCUUCUGAUUACAAUACAAUCAGGAUUUCUUGAUUUGUUCUUCUGUGAUUAAGCACUUUGAUUAAAAUCCCUUUAAAAGAC
This is a messenger RNA of Agelaius phoeniceus (red-winged blackbird), 2186 nucleotides long. It is a transcript of the gene GLA, whose product is annotated as galactosidase alpha. NCBI's taxonomy places the organism in Eukaryota, Metazoa, Chordata, Aves, Passeriformes, Icteridae. Gene Ontology annotation, biological process: oligosaccharide metabolic process; glycoside catabolic process. Gene Ontology annotation, cellular component: cytoplasm. The record is from RefSeq and is a predicted model, not a curated record. Gene Ontology annotation, molecular function: alpha-galactosidase activity.